This is a messenger RNA of Beta vulgaris subsp. vulgaris (sugar beet), 2404 nucleotides long. RefSeq names its product nibrin homolog. Gene Ontology annotation, cellular component: Mre11 complex. The transcript has 15 exons. Bases 301 to 1977 code for a protein of 558 amino acids. Gene Ontology annotation, biological process: double-strand break repair via homologous recombination; mitotic G2 DNA damage checkpoint signaling. NCBI's taxonomy places the organism in Eukaryota, Viridiplantae, Streptophyta, Magnoliopsida, Caryophyllales, Amaranthaceae. Gene Ontology annotation, molecular function: damaged DNA binding; protein binding. The record is from RefSeq and is a predicted model, not a curated record.
GUAAAUCCUUGUAAAAAGGCAAAAGCUCAAAACUUUGAAGUUAUUUGUUCAUGUAUACGGUGUCUCUCCAAGAAUUUUCUCCGUCUGAUUGAGAGUGAAAUCAUCGUCUUCUAAGUAAAACUUUUACUCCAUAUGCUCAAGACCUCGUGAUCUUGUAUGGCUUGAUUUUCCAGUGGAAUUAAAGACGUCCAGUCGAGAAAAAAGCAAAGACAUUUGGUCUCUUUGGAGAAGUUGCAACAUAUUGUAAAUUUAGACUUGGCUGCAUUAAAAGCUGCAUUUUGGAAGACAUCGGCAGAACAUAUGGUUUGGGGGCUAUUUCCUGUUCACCCAAAUUCAGGGGAGGAGAAGUACUAUAUAUAUACAAAGGGAACAUACAAAGUUGGCAGGAAAGGCUGCGAUGUGACCAUCGGUAAUGAUAAAAGUGUCUCACGAAUACAUGCUGAAAUCAUUCUAGAUCCAGUGGAAUCUUUGGAACAUGUUGGAAACAGAUCAUCUUAUUUUUCCUCCAAUGUUCGCAUAAAAGAUUGCUCCAAAUAUGGAACUUAUUUUGAAAGAAAUUCUAGCACAAAGGAAAAAGUUCGUGAUUGCCCGGGCAAUGAAACAUAUUUGAAAGACGGGGACUUGGUUUCAUUUGGCACUGGGAAUGCGACAUACAGAUUUUCUUAUGUCCCACUCAUUUUCUACCUUUGCAAUUUCACAAGCUCACAAGGAACACCUUCUGCACAAGAUAAAGUUUCAUCUAUAGGUGCUCGUGUUGCAUACAAGUGGACAACAGAAUGCACACAUGUAAUUGUGGAUCCAUUCACGCCUGUGACUGAGGAAAUAAUUGAUAUCAUUUUGGCUAAUAAACCUUUAGUACUAAGUACUUGGCUGGAGCUUGUUGCAGCAUGUAGGAUAAACAAUGAAAUUCCAAGUUACAGCCAAUACAUUCCAACGUUGACUUUGGAUGGUGGAUCUGUGACGAUAGCAGAUACCAGGACCCGUGAAAAUUGUUUGAAAGGAUACACUUUUUUGCUGGGUUCUGCAAAUAAGUAUAGAUUUCAAGAUAGGAUGCAGUCGUUAUUGGAAGUUGCUGGCGCAGAAGUUAUUUUAGUUGGUGAUUUUGAUUCAAGAAGCCAGGGUCGAACAGAUAAAGAUAAUUUGCUGGUGCUUGUGAUCCCUGCUGAUUCAACUGAGCAAUUCUGUCUGAAUAGCUCCCUGUGUAAAGUAAAUGAGAUCAAUUUAGUUUCUGCAGCUAUAUCAGGACAUCUGGAUGCGUCAAUCCUCAUAUCGCCAUCGAUAGUAGUUUUGUCUUCAUGCUCAACUGAUGAGACAAUUGUAGCAGACUCCGAUGCAGAAACAGACACAGAAACAGCCACUUCAGACCAUCCAGCUAUAACUAAUAUAGUAGUUGAAAAUGCAGGUCAUGACAGUGAAAGGCAGACUUUUAGAAAACAAACUGGUUCUUUGAGUGAAGACACUCUAGCUGCAGAUAUCACACUGUUGAAUAAUUCUAAACUAAUCAGAGGAAAGGAGGCCAGUGAAUGCAAAUAUGAGGAGAAAAUUGUAAAUCAAGAUAUUUUGUCACAUAAAGAUGGAAAAGUUAUGAGAUUUUUGGAACCAAACAGGGAAGUAACCACUGCAAGGAACAACAAUUUGGAAAGUCUGAACCAAGAUAUUCUUUAUAGCCAAAAUUUAAUUGUCAGAGGUACCACUACUACACAAGAUUUGACUGAUUCUGUAACAGAAUGUGGAGUUGUUAAUUUCAAGCGUUUUAGAAAGAUAAAAACUCAAUCUGGAAAUAGCUUUAGCAACCUUGUUCCAUUUUCAAAAUAUCCAUAUAAUGAUUCUAAUUAUGAAAAGGAAGAAAGUGAAUAUGUCAAGGAAGAGAAAAGGAGGAAGCAGACGGAAGCUAUGGCAGAGGAUUUGUUCAACAAUGAACGGGGACGGCGUCGAGGUGUUGCCGGUUCUCUUCUUGGACUGCUGAGUCGAAGUUGAUGCAGUGAUCCAAAGUCGUACAUUCAGCUGAUAUAUGGAUUUCAAAGGGAUCAAGCUAGGAAAAGUGAGAUAGCGAAACAAUCAGCAUUAUUUAUGGAUGAUGCAUGGUUUUCUACUUAUAGAAUUCUGGAUCACCUUUGCAAGGGAAUCAUCUUACCAAAUUAAUAUUCAUGUAUAUAUACAAAUUUCAGAGCCUGAGUCUGCUGAAGACACUGCCUUUUUUACUUGUAGCUUUGCCAAAGUAAUAUUCAUGUAUAUAUAUACCGAUACGAGAGCUUCAGUCUACUAAAAGACACUGCCUUUUUAGUUAUAGCUUUGGGGGUUGGCAUUUCUUACUUCAUCUAGUAGGCACUGAGUUCAUGGUUUUUGUUUCUUAUGCUAAAAUUUACGCAACCACCUGAUAUAAUUUAUGCAAACAGUUGUGCCA